Molecule: messenger RNA, 624 nt
Organism: Cuscuta europaea
Lineage: Eukaryota; Viridiplantae; Streptophyta; Magnoliopsida; Solanales; Convolvulaceae
Source: the annotation of a GenBank genome assembly
GGGGGGUCAUAAGCGCCUAUACCGUAAAAUAGACUUUCGACGGAAUGAAAAAGACCUAUAUGGUAGAAUCAUAACCAUAGAAUAUGACCCUAAUAGAAAUGCAAACAUUUGUCUAAUACAUUAUAAGACUGGUGAGAAGAAGUAUAUUUUACAUCCGAGAGGGGCUCAAAUUGGAGAUACCAUUGUUUCUGGUACAAAUGUUUCAAUCAAAAUUGGAAAUGCCCUACCUUUGACCGAAAUCCCCUUAGGCACGACUAUACAUAACCUAGAAAUUACACGUGGAAGGGUGUGGACAAUUAGCUCGAGCAGCGGGUGCAAUGGCGAAACUGAUUGCAAAAGAGGGUAAAUCAGCUACAUUAAAAUUACCUUCUGGCGAGGUCCGUUUUAUAUCCCAAAACUGCUCCGCAACAAUAGGACAAGUCGGGAAUGUUGGGUUCAACCAAAAAAAUUUGGGUAGAGCUGGAGCUAAACGAUGGCUAGGUAAGCGUCCUGUAGUCAGAGGAGUAGUUAUGAACCCCGUAGACCAUCCACACGGGGGCGGUGAGGGUAGAGCUCCUAUUGGGAGAAAAAAACCUACAACCCCUUGGGGUUAUCCCGCACUUGGAAGAAAAACUAGAAAGAGGA